This is a messenger RNA of Solea senegalensis (Senegalese sole), 884 nucleotides long. It is a transcript of the gene hand2, whose product is annotated as heart and neural crest derivatives expressed 2. NCBI's taxonomy places the organism in Eukaryota, Metazoa, Chordata, Actinopteri, Pleuronectiformes, Soleidae. Gene Ontology annotation, biological process: regulation of transcription by RNA polymerase II; heart development. The record is from RefSeq and is a predicted model, not a curated record. Gene Ontology annotation, molecular function: protein dimerization activity; DNA-binding transcription factor activity, RNA polymerase II-specific; RNA polymerase II transcription regulatory region sequence-specific DNA binding. The transcript is spliced from 2 exons. The coding region runs from base 50 to 832 and encodes 260 amino acids.
CGUGUGUGUGUGUGUGUGUGUGUGUGUGUGUGUGCGUGUGUGUGUCACCAUGAGUCUGGUCUCGGGCUUCCCUCACCACCCGGUCGUGCACCACCACGACACGCACCACUACUCCAUCCACGCCGCCGCCACGGCCGCGCGGUGCCACGAGGACACCGGGGCCCCGCCGUACUUCACGAGCUGGCUCAUCAGCCACGCGGACAUGUCGCCCGCCGAGUACAGCCUCGCGCCGGGUUACAGCCCGGAGUACCAUGGCAACAGCGGCAGCGGAUCUACGACGAGCACCGGCCUGGACCCGCACCACCACCACCACCACCACCACUACGGAGCCGGGGCGCUGGUCGCCGGGGCCGUGAACGGAGCUACCGUGGAUAUGCACCACCACCACCACGCGCACCCGCGGCCCGUGAAGCGGAGACCCACGGCCAACCGCAAGGAGAGGCGGCGGACGCAGAGCAUCAACUCGGCGUUCGCGGAGCUGCGCGAGUGCAUCCCCAACGUCCCCGCGGACACCAAGCUGUCCAAGAUCAAGACGCUGCGGCUCGCGACCAGCUACAUCUCCUACCUGAUGGACAUCCUGGACAAGGACGGACAGCACGGGGACACGCAGGCUUUCAAGGCCGAGCUGAAAAAGACUGAGGCGCGAGAGGAGCGCAGGAAGAGAGAGGCGGCGGAUGUGCCCAAGACGACAACGUCAUCAUCGUCAUCUUCAUCGUUGUCAUCAUCAACGUCAACGUCAAUGUCGUCAUCGUCGUCGUUACCGGGAGACAAGAAGAGUAAAGGACGGACAGGAUGGCCUCAGCACGUGUGGGCUCUGGAACUCAAACAGUAGCUGAGUCUGAACACCAGGCAAGGAGGCAAGGGAGGAAGCAAGGAGGCAAGGA